Talaromyces proteolyticus is the source of this 303-nucleotide messenger RNA. RefSeq lists its product as uncharacterized. Gene Ontology annotation, biological process: outer mitochondrial membrane organization. The record is from RefSeq and is a predicted model, not a curated record. Lineage: Eukaryota; Fungi; Ascomycota; Eurotiomycetes; Eurotiales; Trichocomaceae. Bases 1 to 303 code for a protein of 100 amino acids. The transcript is spliced from 3 exons.
AUGGUGAUUAAAGCAAAGAAGAGUUGUGAACCGGCCGUAAAAGGAGACCGCGGGGUGGUCAGCGCAGUUCCGGAGGUGGCUGCUGCUAUCGUGGACAAAUGCUGCAGCGUCGAAAUGAGUGGACCGGUGUGUUUUUGCGCGAAUCUCCCUAAUCUACGACGUCUCUUCGUCGAAGCUCGCACCGAAGCUGAGGAGAACGAGUACUCCCGAACUGCCUUCUACAAUCUGGUGUUUUACAUCUCCUCUGUUGCCGUGUUCAGUCUGGUUGCCCAGCGCAUGAGUGGUGGCAAGAUCCAUAAAUGA